Acipenser ruthenus (sterlet) is the source of this 2686-nucleotide messenger RNA. RefSeq names its product polo-like kinase 1 (Drosophila) (gene plk1). Gene Ontology annotation, cellular component: centrosome; nucleus; spindle pole. Bases 393 to 2183 code for a protein of 596 amino acids. The transcript is spliced from 11 exons. The record is from RefSeq and is a predicted model, not a curated record. NCBI's taxonomy places the organism in Eukaryota, Metazoa, Chordata, Actinopteri, Acipenseriformes, Acipenseridae. Gene Ontology annotation, molecular function: protein serine/threonine kinase activity; ATP binding; protein binding. Gene Ontology annotation, biological process: protein phosphorylation; mitotic cell cycle; regulation of cytokinesis.
CGUGCGGGCCAAUCAGAGGCGACUUUUCUGGUUUUAACGUUCGCAGGGCUAGAUUUGAAAUCGAAGCAGUAGUCAGUGAAGCUAUUCGAGAGGGUGAGACGGGGUUUGUUGUAAGCGGACUGAUUUCUACAGGAUAGUAAUAUACUAGUCGCAAAUUGUAUAUCUUUAUCGGCUUUAAAUGACCACAAACUGUAUUUGCUUAUGAGGCGAGAUCGAGCACGAAGAGCUACAGUUAAGCGAAGUUUUGAUUUAAAUUAAGAACAGUCGGGAAAAACCUGAAGGAAGUCGUGUGUUAAAUAGGAUUAUAGUUUUUAACUUUUUUUGUCGUUGUAUUAAUAUAAAUAUAGAUCUAGGACAAUUUACAGGAAGCUUAUCUUUUUUUAAAAUACAAAAUGACUACCGUUGCUGGGAAGCCAUUGAAACAAGCGGUCCCAGUCGAUCCUUUAAAAUCGGCACCUCUCAAAGAAAUCCCAGAUAUUCUAGUGGACCCCAGAACCAAGAAGAGAUACUUGAGAGGCAGGUUUCUGGGGAAAGGCGGGUUUGCAAAAUGUUAUGAAAUUACAGAUAUGGACACUAAGGAAGUUUUCGCAGGGAAAGUGGUGCCCAAAUCUAUGCUGCUGAAGCCUCAUCAAAAGGAGAAAAUGUCUAUGGAAAUCACCAUUCACAGAAGUUUGAGCCACGCUAAUGUAGUUGGCUUUAAAUGUUUUUUUGAGGAUGAUGAUUUCGUCUAUGUUGUCUUGGAAAUUUGCAGGAGAAGGUCCCUGCUGGAAUUGCACAAACGAAGAAAAGCUGUGACGGAGCCCGAAGCUCGUUACUACAUGAGACAGACCAUUACAGGAUGCCUCUAUCUCCACAACAACAGGGUGAUUCACAGAGACCUCAAGCUGGGCAACCUCUUCCUCAAUGAUGACAUGGAGGUCAAAAUAGGUGAUUUUGGUCUGGCCACCAAGAUAGAAUAUGAUGGGGAACGAAAGAAGACUCUGUGCGGGACACCAAACUACAUCGCACCCGAGGUACUGUGCAAAAAAGGCCACAGCUUCGAAGUGGACAUCUGGUCGCUCGGCUGCAUCCUGUACACCUUGUUGGUAGGGAAGCCUCCUUUUGAAACAUCAUGCCUUAAAGAGACGUACAUCAGAAUUAAGAAGAAUGACUAUACAGUUCCUAGACACAUCAACCCAGUGGCAGCUGCUCUGAUGAAGAAGAUGCUACGGGCUGACCCUACGACCCGCCCCACGAUUGCAGAGCUGCUCACUGAUGAGUUCUUCACUGCUGGCUACAUCCCCCAGCACCUCCCCACCACCUGCCUGACUGUAGCACCCCGCUUCUCUAUCGCACCCAGCAGCAUCGACGCCAGCUUGAGGAAACCCCUCACAGCGCUCAACAAAGCCUCAGAAAGUCCUGUUGAUAAAAUGACAAAGCAGGAAGAGAAGGAGGACAUACAGUGCAGGGAAGUGGGUGAGGCUAGUGAAAGCCACUUGCAAGACAUGCUCCAGCAGCUCACCAGUGUUAAUGCAGCCAAACCAUCUGAAAGGGCCCUGAUCCAACAAGAGGAAGCCGAAGACCCUGCCUGUAUUCCUAUCUUCUGGAUCAGCAAGUGGGUGGACUAUUCUGACAAAUAUGGUUUGGGUUACCAGCUGUGUGACAACAGCGUUGGUGUUCUCUUCAAUGACUCGACACGGCUGAUCAUGUACAAUGACGGAGACAGCCUGCAGUACAUCGAGAGAAACAACUCUGAGUCCUACCUGAGUGUGCGCUCCUACCCCUCUGCACUGACCAAGAAAAUCACUUUGCUGAAGUAUUUCAGGAACUACAUGAGUGAGCACCUGCUCAAGGCAGGGGCGAACAUCACUCCCCGUGACGGUGACGAGCUGGCACGCCUGCCUUUUCUGCGAUACUGGUUCAGGACAAAGAGCGCCAUCGUGCUGCACCUCAGCAACGGCACUGUGCAAAUCAACUUCUUCCAGGACCACACUAAGGUCAUCCUGUGUCCACUUAUGACAGCGGUCACCUUUAUUGACGAGAAGAGGGAGUUCCGCACCUACAAGCUGAGCUUGAUCGAGGAGUACGGCUGUUGUAAGGAGCUUGCCAGUCGGCUGCGCUAUGCACGCACCAUGGUGGAGAAACUGCUGGCACCCAAGUCUGCUGCAGCGCGGAAGAACUCUGCAGGCACAGAGCGCACCUGAGCAGGGCGACCAGCCAAGCGAACUCUGCAUUCUAACUUAACGAGUCAUGUAAAUACGUCUUAUUUUAAUGUCUGUGGUGUGUGGCUUUUUUUUUUUUAAAUGAACACUUGGUAUCUUACUGUCGGUGGAGUGCGUAUUCCCUGUUCAAAGCAUUGUGUUGAACCUGUUUUAAUAAGGAAUAAUUAUUGUUUUUCACUGUACUAACUGGUGCUGGUGUUUUACCACAAUGCCUCUUGUUCAAUCUAGAUCCAGGCUGUGUAUGAAAUGCUUAUCCCAAGACGGUAGGGAAAGUGUUUCUUAUCAUGUAAGCUGUUGGUGUCUGUCAUACUAUUGCUCAGUCUUCUUUGUUCUGUAUUCUCUAACUGUUUUGCUUCCAUUUGCUUAUACUGUACUUUUCUGUACAAAAUGUUUUAAAUUUCCCAUCGCUCAGAUGCAAGUAUAUUGGCUGUUAAAUUGUUUAAUUUCAUUUGAUAUAUUAAGUGAAUAAAGAUUAUCUUUUUAAA